AUAAAGAGCAUGGGAAACGCCAGAUCCUCAUUCUCGCACCGUCUCGGGUUUCUCUUCUCUACGCACCUGCAUAGAUUCGAAUUUGUAAUUCUUUCAGAUGGGGUUCAAAAAAGUGUAUUACGCUUUACAGGAGAUAUUUCCAGAGAUUGAUUCUUGGGUUCUAAGGGCUGUGUCCAUUGAACAUCGUAUGGAUCCCGACGCAGCUGUUGAGGCUGUUCUUAUGGAGGUUAUCCCAUUUUUUACAGAGAGAACUGUUUCAUUUUCCGUGUCAUCUGCUAAUAGUGAGGCUGCUGUAGUUAACAGUUCUCUUGUUGCAGUGAAUUUUAGUGAAACGCUCUUGGUUGACAAUCGUUCACAAAAAAUGGGAUCUUUAAACCAAAAGUGUGAUGGUUUUUCAUCCUACGAUGCUAUAGAUGGGCAAUGCCAAUUACCAAAUGAUGCAAAAGGUGUACACAAUACCAGUGAGAAUUUGAUCUCAUUUGCGAUUGGUGAAAGUAGUGUACAAGUUGAUCAUAAUGUAUCGUCUGAACUUGCUGUGCAAUUCAAUGAUGAUAAAAAAUUUGCAUCCAUUGAAAUUCCAGAACCUUUUUCUUUGAAUGUGCAUGAGAAAUGUGCUUUUAAGAAUGAAGAAAGUGAAGAUGUAUUUUUAGAAUGCGUGGGCAUGCCUGGAGUUAAUAUAGAUGGACUUCCAAGAAAUGAGUGUAGUGUCACUGCACAUAAACAUGCUCUCAGUGAAACAUUACCCGGUUCUGAUUCUCUAAAUUUUGCUUCUCCAUCAAUUGUACAUGCCCAUGAGAGAUGUGAAGAAUUGGCUGUUGACCCAGAAAGGCAAAAUGGUGAUCCUGAAGAAAUGGGACUUAAAAGUUCUGUUAAUGUUGCCCCUGAUAUAAAUGUUAAUGGUGAAGUGCUUGAUGCGGACCUGGAAUUUGUCCCUAGCUCUAUUGUUACCCUUACCCGUUCUAGUCAAAGUUCUAGCAUUGAUCUUCUUGAGGAUAUAAUUUCAGAAGCAAAAUCUAACAAGAAAACCAUGUUUGCUGCUAUGGAGUCCCUGAUCUGCUUAAUGAAGGAGGUUGACCAUCAAGAGAAAGCUGUAGAACAGGCAGAUGAGGAAUCUGCUAUUGGGGGACAUGGCAUACUUCAGAGAGUGGAUCAUCUGAAAGAAAUGCUGAAACACGCCAAGGAAGCAAAUGACAUGCAUGCUGGAGAAGUGUAUGGUGAGAAGGCUAUUUUGGCAACAGAGGUGAAAGAGCUCCAGUCUCGCCUUCUCAACUUGGCAGAUGAAAGGGAUAAAUCUCUUGCUAUUCUUGAUGAGAUGCGACAAAUUCUUGAGGUACGUCUAGAUGCUGCCAAGAGGAAUAGGGAAGCUGCUGAGUAUGAAAAAAUGCAAAAAGAAGAGCUUGCACGGAAUGCAUUGGCUGAACAAGAACUUAUUAUGGAGAAAGUAGUCCGUGAAUCAAACAUUCUGAAGCAAGAGGCCGAAGAAAAUUCUAAAUUACAGGAGUUCCUUGUUGAUCGUGGACGUGUUGUAGAUAUGUUGCAAGGAGAGAUAUCUGUUAUAUGUCAGGAUGUGAGGUUGCUAAAAAUGAAAUUUGACAAUGGAGUUCCUCUGAGUGAAUCAUUUUCUUCUGGCCAGACAAGCUGCAUUUUAGCAUCUUCAAAUUCGUCUUUAAAAACUAUGACACCUGAGCCGGCGUACCAAGCAGCUGAGCCUAUCAAUUCAUCUGAUGAACAUGAGGAGCUAGGCAGUGCGAGUCAAACCAGAGAUGGUGAACAUAAAGAUGUUACUGCAGAUGAUGAUUGGGAAAUUUUCGACAACCAGGAGUUUUGCACGUGAAGGAAAGAUGCCAUCAUAGAACUGAGAUCAAACUCUUAUAGAUAGCCACCAUCCUUUUUAUUAUCAAGCCAUUGUAUAAAACUUUAUAGAAUGUUGGGUACUUGUAUUGUUGCAUUUAUUCUAGGCAAACCCAAAUUUGGGUUUUCGGUGAUAGUAGUUUUUAGAAACUUGAUUUCCCCAUGGUUUAUCUUGA
Cuscuta campestris is the source of this 2027-nucleotide messenger RNA. The record is from the annotation of a GenBank genome assembly. Lineage: Eukaryota; Viridiplantae; Streptophyta; Magnoliopsida; Solanales; Convolvulaceae.